Molecule: messenger RNA, 4020 nt
Organism: Eublepharis macularius
Lineage: Eukaryota; Metazoa; Chordata; Lepidosauria; Squamata; Eublepharidae
Gene: STAG3
Product: stromal antigen 3
Exons: 32
Coding region: 1-4020 (1339 amino acids)
Biological process (GO): sister chromatid cohesion
Cellular component (GO): chromatin; cohesin complex; nucleus
Molecular function (GO): chromatin binding
Source: RefSeq, a predicted model, not a curated record
AUGUACAAGUUGAAUAACAAAGGGGAAAGUAUUGCUCCUUGUGGAAUGCCGCACACCAAAGGCUGGCGUGUGGCUAUGCUUUCCCCAAGCACCACCCUCCGUCCCCCGCCGUGGAGAAAGGAGACACAAGCCCCUGCAAGCAAUCCUACAGACGCCCCCGCCCCCGCCGAGACCCUCCGCGCCGCGGCGCCCGCCUGCUCCAGCGCGCCAGCUGCCCUCCACCACGCGCAGGCGCAGCAGAGGCGUCGAGGCCGCAGAACUGUCCCAGGCGCGCGUGCGCACUUGCGCCGGCGGCCGCGUGCCGGGCAGGCGGGUGGGCGUGGCCAGGCGGCGCGGCGUUUCCCGCCCAGGAGCAGCGCCCGGCCCGUCGGCGGCGCCUCAGGAGCGGAGCGGCAAAGAAGGAAAGACGCGGCCCGGCGCGGCGCGGCCCGGCCCCUCCGUCGCCCGCCCGCCAUGUCGCCCGUCCGCAGCAGCCCGCCGGCUCCGCCUCGGUCGCCCGCCUUGCGUGGGGCUGGGGGCCGCGGCCCGGCGCGGCCCCGCCCAUCCCCGGAGGGCCCCCCCGGCGUCCAAGCGGCGCGCCUCGGCCGGGCCGGCAAGCGGGGCGCCCGGGCUGCCCUCCCGCGGCGGCGCUCGGGGGCCAAGCGGCCGCGGAAGCAGCAGCAGCAGCAGGAGGCGGAGGCGGAGGCCAGCCCGGCGGGGGACGCCCAGACGCGCCCGGAGCCCGGCGGCGGAGGCAACCUCUUCGAGGCGGUGAAGGCGGGCAAGAGCGCCACGGAGUCCGUCGUCGAUGAGUGGCUGGAGAGCUACAAGGAGGACCGGGAGCUGGGCUUCUUGGAGCUGCUCAAUUUCCUUGUCCAGUCCUGCGGCUGCAGAGGGGUGGUGACUUUUGAAAUGCUGAAGAGCCUGCAAAAUUCACAGAUCAUCCAGAGGCUGACAGAGUCGUUUGAUGAGGACUCAGCAGAGUAUCCGCUGUCUCUGAACACUCUGGCGUGGCGCCGUUUCCAGAGGGGUUUCUGUGAAGUGAUAGCCGUUCUUGUCCGCCACAUCCAGUUUGAUAUUGUCUAUGAUGAAUACCUCAUGGAUAGCCUCAUUGCUGUACUGACGGGCAUGUCUGACUCCCAAGUGCGUGCUUUUCGCCAUACCAGCACCCUGGCAGCCAUGAAGUUGAUGACAGGUUUGGUACAUGUGGCUGUGAGGGUCAGCCUGCAGAAAGACAACAGCCAGCGGCAGUACGAGGCAGAACGUGCCAAGGGAUUGAGCCGCCAGGCCCCAGAGAGACUGGAAGGGCUACUGGAACAGCGCAGGGAGUUCCAGGAGAAACAGGAAGAACUUGAGAACUUAAUGAAUGCUGUCUUCAAGGGAAUCUUUGUUCACCGCUAUCGGGACCUUGUUCCAGAAAUCCGCUCCAUUUGUGUGGAGGAGAUGGGUCAAUGGAUGCAGCGCUACAGCAUCUCCUUUCUGACUGACGGCUAUCUCAAGUACAUUGGCUGGACACUGCAUGACAAGCAGGGAGAGGUCCGUCUCAAGUGCUUACAGGCUUUGCAAGGGUUGUAUUGCAACCAGGAGAUGGCUUCUCGUAUGGAACUCUUCACCAGCCGUUUCAAGGAGCGGAUGGUGUCCAUGGCACUGGAUAAAGAGCCGCAGGUAGCAGUGGAAGCGGUCAGACUCCUGACUCUCAUCCUGCAGAACAUGGAGGAAGUGCUCAGGGACUCUGACUGCGAAAACAUCUUCCCACUUGUUUACGCUGCCAGCCGUCCUCUAGCUGUUGCUGCUGGAGAAUUCUUGUACAAGAAGCUGUUAGCACCUGAAGACUGUGCCAGGGAAGAAGAGGAGCGCCAUGAGGGAGCGCGAGCAUUCCUUCAGCGGCUGCUUUCCUUUUUCAUUGAAAGUGAGUUCCAUGACCACGCAACCUAUUUGGUGGAUAGCUUGUGGGACUGUGCAGCUGCCCUGCUGAAGGACUGGCAGGUGCUGACGGGGCUGUUGCUGGAGGAGCCGCCUGCGGAGGGGAUUGGUGACCAGCAGGAAAGCGCUCUCAUUAUGAUCUUAGUGGCCAGCAUGCGGCAAACCGCAGAGGGACAGCCACCAGUUGGCAGAAUCUCUGGUAAAAAGGCAUUAACAGCCCGGGAGCGCAAGGCACAAGCCGAGGACCGGUUGAAACUCACCCAGCACCUCAUCCCACUGCUGCCCCAGUUGUUGGCCAAGUUCUCAGCUGAUGUUGAGAAAGUAGUGCUUUUGUUGGAGGCCCCACGCUAUUUUGACCUGACGCUUUACAGUACUGGCCGUCUGGAGAAGUACUUGGAGCUGCUGGUGGCCCAACUGUGGGAGGUGGUUGAAAAACACACUGACAAGGAAGUGCUGGAGGCGGCUUCCAGGACUCUGUCUGGUCUUUGCCAUCCAGAAUUUGCCUUUUAUAGUCGUGUGGAUUCUGCCUGCAGCCGCUUUGUGGACCAUCUUGCUGACAAAUUCCAGCAUGAGGUUGCAGAACUCCUACAGUCCUCAGUUGUGGAGGAAGAGGAUGUCUACAGUCUGGCCGCCACUCUUAAGCGCAUUUCUGUCUUCCAGAGUGCUUACGACCUGACGCCGUGGUGUUUCUUUGAGCCCUGCAUCCACCUCCUACGCCGCGCAGUGGACACAGGCGAGGUCCCUAAGCAGGUGGUGAUUCCUGCUAUGACCUGCUCACAUUUCUCGCUCCUCUGGGAACUGACCCACUUCUCCAGUUUCAGUUCUUCCGGGCCUCCUCCCAGCCAGGUCCAGUUGCUUAGCUUGAAAGACAAGGUGACUUCCUUUUGCUCCCUCUGCCAGAGCUGCCUUUUUGAUCAUGACUAUGACAUCCAGGAGCAGGCCUUUGUGUUGCUGAGCGAUCUGCUCCUGAUCUUUGGCCCGCAGCUGGCACAAGGGGGCCAGGAAGUGCUGCAAGCGUUGGUGUAUCAGGCAGAGCCUGCUCUGCAGUCCCAGCUGGCUGGCUUCCUUAUGGACCAUAUCUUCAGUCCAGCCCAGGCUCCCGAGAGUGAUGAGGAGGAGGAGGAGGAGCUCCAGAUCGAGCGUCUGCACCAGCGCCGCAUCCUCCUGGCUGGGUUCUGCAAGCUCAUUGUCUACGGAGUCGUGGAGCUGAGUGCCGCGUCGGAUGUCUUUAAGCACUACGCCAAGUUCUACAAUGAUUACGGGGACAUCAUCAAGGAGACGCUGAAUCGGGCCCGUCAAAUUGACCGGGCCGAGUGGGCCCAUACGCUUCUUCUCAGCUUGCAGCAGUUGCUGACACAGCUGCUUCUGGAGCAGGGACCAGCAGGCAUAGAGUCUGCUGCCUUUCUCGAGAUCCGAGACCUGGCCCGCCGGUUCUCGCUGCUGUUUGGGCUGCAUCGGCUACAGAACCGCUCGGCCCUCGUCACUCUGCACAAGGAUGGAAUAAAGUUUGCAUUCCAGGAGACAGGAUCUCCCAGUUCCAAGCUGGGACUCGUCAACUUGCCAUUUCUGGAGUUGCUGAGUGAAUUUUCCCCACGGCUGCUGUAUCCUGACAAAGCGUUGCUCCUGUCCUAUUUAAAGAAGAUCAGCCAAGCACAUGCCAGCCACAGAGGGGAGCUCUGCUGGGCAUCCUUCACGGUGUAUCAGCACUCCCUGAUCCCGCAGGAGGGUGUGUCCUCCCCGCCCAGUUCAGCCACCAAGAAGAGAGAAGGAUCAGCAACCAAGAGGAGACGCCUGGAGGAAUCAUCUGAACCGGGCAGUUCGGGCCUCCACUUGGACAGCCGUCUGCAGACUCCCUUGCUGACCUCCACCGCUCUGAAGGGAAAGCCGCAGCUUCGGUGGGGAUCCCAAGAGUCUGGCUCCCAAUCAGAGUUUCUCCAGAGACAACCACAGUUGGGCUCUGAGUAUUUCCAGGAAGGGUUUCAGAGCCAGAAGCAGCAGGAAGAUGGCCAUAGACAGGGCAGGAGGCCGGAUCGGCUGCUUCUGAUGGAAGAUGAAGAGGAUAUGAUUGAGCAAGAGACAAGUGAGGAGGAGGAGGAGGAGGUGGAGAUCCUAGAAUGA